This is a messenger RNA of Carcharodon carcharias (great white shark), 1798 nucleotides long. It is a transcript of the gene kcna4, whose product is annotated as potassium voltage-gated channel, shaker-related subfamily, member 4. The record is from RefSeq and is a predicted model, not a curated record. Gene Ontology annotation, cellular component: membrane; voltage-gated potassium channel complex. Bases 1 to 1707 code for a protein of 568 amino acids. The transcript has 2 exons. Gene Ontology annotation, molecular function: delayed rectifier potassium channel activity; protein binding; potassium ion binding. NCBI's taxonomy places the organism in Eukaryota, Metazoa, Chordata, Chondrichthyes, Lamniformes, Lamnidae. Gene Ontology annotation, biological process: potassium ion transmembrane transport; protein homooligomerization.
AUGGAGGCGGCGAUGGUGAGCGUGGAGGGCAGCGGGUGCAACAGCCACCCGCCUUACGGCUACGCCCAGCGGCGGGAACGCCUGGCCAAUUCGCGGGCGGCGGCCGCCGCCGCCGCCGUGGUGGCUGCCAGCAACAUGCAGCACGCGGCGGGGGCGGGGGCGGGCGGCCGCGAGCCCCAUCAUCAUCAUCAUCAUCACCGGCAUCACACGAUGGACGGCGACGAGACGUCCUCGGCGGGCGAGCCGCCGCGGGAGGGCGCGGGCGGCGAGUACGGCGGCGCCUGCUGCGAGCGGGUGGUCAUCAACGUGUCGGGGCUGCGGUUCGAGACCCAGGCCAGGACUUUGGGGCAGUUCCCGGACACCCUGCUGGGCGACCCGGGGCGGCGGAUGUGCUACUUCGACCCGCUGAGGAACGAGUACUUCUUCGACCGCAACCGCCCGAGUUUCGACGCCAUCCUCUACUACUACCAGAGCGGGGGCCGCCUCAAGCGGCCGGUCAACGUGCCCUUCGACAUCUUCACCGAGGAGAUCAAGUUCUACGAGCUGGGGGACGAGGCCAUGCUCAAAUUCCGCGAGGAGGAGGGAUUCGUCAAGGAGGCGGAUAAGCCGCUGCCCGAGGACGACUUCAAGCGCCAGGUCUGGCUGCUCUUCGAGUACCCGGAGAGUUCCAGCCCGGCCCGGGGCAUCGCCAUCGUCUCGGUGCUGGUCAUCCUCAUCUCCAUCGUCAUCUUCUGCCUGGAGACCCUGCCCGAGUUCCGCGACGACCGGGACUUCCCUCCCGCCGCCGCCGACGACGCCGAUGCCGCCGACGACGGGCUUCCCGCCAACGGCACCCGCCGCGCCGGCUGGCCGCCGCUGGCCGCCGCCGCCGCCACCGCCUUCGGCGACCCCUUCUUCAUCGUGGAGACGGUGUGCAUCGUCUGGUUCUCCUUCGAGCUGCUGGUGCGCUUCUUCGCCUGCCCCAGCAAGCCGGGCUUCUUCAGGAACAUCAUGAACAUGAUCGACAUCGUCUCCAUCCUGCCCUACUUCAUCACCCUGGGCACCGACCUGGCCCACCAGCCGGGCAACGGCCAGCAGGCCAUGUCCUUCGCCAUCCUGCGCACCAUCCGCCUGGUGCGGGUCUUCCGCAUCUUCAAGCUUUCCCGCCACUCCAAGGGUCUGCAGAUCCUGGGCCACACCCUGCGGGCCAGCAUGCGGGAGCUGGGCCUGCUCAUCUUCUUCCUCUUCAUCGGGGUCAUCCUCUUCUCCAGCGCCGUCUACUUCGCCGAGGCGGACGACCCCAAGUCGCAGUUCACCAGCAUCCCCGACGCCUUCUGGUGGGCGGUGGUCACCAUGACCACGGUGGGCUACGGCGACAUGAAGCCCAUCACGGUGGGAGGCAAGAUCGUGGGCUCCCUGUGCGCCAUCGCCGGCGUGUUGACCAUCGCCCUGCCCGUGCCCGUCAUCGUCUCCAACUUCAACUACUUCUACCACCGGGAGACGGAGAGCGAGGAGCAAGCCCCGGUCAGCCAGACCACCAGCUGCCCCUACCUGCCGGUCAACCUGCUGAGGAAGUUCCGCAGCUCCUCGUCCCUGGCCAACAAGUCCGAGUACCUGGAGAUGGAGGAAGGCUUGAAGGAGUCCCUCUGCUCCAAACCCAAAGGCAACGGCACCGAGACAGUCAAACACAACUCUGUGCACCUCAAAGCGGUGGAGACCGACGUGUGACUUACUCCCCACUCCUUUAUUUUUUUUGACUUCAGGAGUGUGCUCUCCCCGUGCGGUGCUUUAACCAGCAUUUAAGCGGUGCGCAGAAACU